Messenger RNA from Manihot esculenta (cassava), 1300 nucleotides. Its product is annotated as syntaxin-22. The transcript is spliced from 7 exons. The coding region runs from base 198 to 1007 and encodes 269 amino acids. NCBI's taxonomy places the organism in Eukaryota, Viridiplantae, Streptophyta, Magnoliopsida, Malpighiales, Euphorbiaceae. The record is from RefSeq and is a predicted model, not a curated record. Gene Ontology annotation, biological process: vesicle fusion; intracellular protein transport; vesicle-mediated transport. Gene Ontology annotation, cellular component: membrane; endomembrane system; SNARE complex. Gene Ontology annotation, molecular function: SNAP receptor activity; SNARE binding.
GACGCUAAAGCUACAAGUAGAUUCAACUUCAAUUCCAAUUAACCUUCUCCAAUUAACCUUCUCGUCUCCUUCAAUUCUAUCAAACGCCGUCCUUCCAAAAUCUGAAACUCAAAUUGAACCUGUUCUUCAAUUCGUUUAUUAUACUCACCAGGUAAUCUCCUCCCCACCACUACUUCCUUUUAAGGGCCAUCAGCAUCAUGAGCUUUCAAGAUCUUGAGGCUGGAAGGCCUUUCCUGCAAAAGAAGCCUAAAGAAAAAGACCCUUCUCAAGCUGUUGCCGCUGGGAUUUUCCAAAUGAACACCGCCGUCUACUCCUUCAACCGCCUCGUUAAUUCCCUCGGAACUCCCAAGGAUACCAUCGAAUUGCGAGAGAAACUGCACAAGACAAGACAACAUAUUGGAGAACUGGUGAAAGAAACCUCUGCUAAACUUAAGCAAGCGAGUGAAACUGAUCAUUAUGAAGAAGUUAGUCCUGCCAAAAAGAUCAGUGAUGCUAAGCUUGCAAAAGAGUUUAGGAAUGCUCUUAACGAAUUUCAGAAGUCCCAAAGGCUUGCAGCUGAGAGGGAAACUAUGUAUGCUCCUUACGUUCCCAAAAUUCUUCCAUCCAGCUAUCAUGCCCAUGAGCCUGAUGAAAAUUCAUCAAGGAGUUCUAUGCAGCAAUCUCUUCUUGUAGAAUCUAGAAGACAAGAGAUUGUAUUGUUGGACAAUGAGAUUGCUUUUAAUGACGCUAUUAUUGAAGAACGGGAGCAGGGGAUUAAAGAAGUGCAGCAACAGAUUAGUGAAGUGAAUGAGAUAUUCAAAGAUCUAGCUGUUUUGGUACAUGAGCAAGGAGUUAUGAUUGAUGAUAUUGGUUCUAACAUUGAGAGCUCUCAUGCUGCAACUGUGCAAGCUACUUCCCAACUUGCAAAAGCUUCCAAGCUCCAAAGAUCAAAUUCUUCCAUGUUCUGCUUACUCCUUGUGAUCUUUGGAAUCAUUCUGCUCAUUGUCAUUAUAGUAGUUGUGGCUUGAGCAGCAUAUUUUGUUGUCAUCAUCUAAGCUUAAUACGAAGCAGGGUGUCCUUCUGUGAUCUCCUUGGUGGUGUUGUUUUUCAUCAUCUCCUGGUUGACCUGAGCUAGAUGAAUUUACUCACCUCAUAGCACAGAUCAGUCCACCAUUCUGGACUAUACACAAAUGGUCGUUCAUGUACAGUUUUCAAGUUCGCAAGAGGCUGAAUUCCUCUUACGCUGACUACUUCAACUAUGUAUUGUAUAAAUUUAUCCUCCUUUAUGAUCAGUAAUCAAAAGGAAAUGAUUUGUGAUUCA